AUGAAGGAGUCAGUGAGCUUUGAGGAUGUGGCUGUGAAGUUCACGCAGAAGGAGUGGGCCAUGCUGGAUCCAUCCCAGAAGGAGCUGUACAACGAUGUGAUGCCAGAAACCCUGAGGAACCUGGCCUCUAUAGGAAACAAGUCAGACAAAGAGAUGGUUGUCAAUGUAUAUGAAAAUCUAUGGAGCAAACUAAGAUUCACAGAAGAAGUCACACUGGAGAGAAACCCCAUGUGUGUAAGCAGUGUGGGAAAGCCUUCACAUACAUGA
Messenger RNA from Mastomys coucha (southern multimammate mouse), 267 nucleotides. RefSeq names its product zinc finger protein 124-like. The transcript is spliced from 4 exons. Lineage: Eukaryota; Metazoa; Chordata; Mammalia; Rodentia; Muridae. The record is from RefSeq and is a predicted model, not a curated record. Gene Ontology annotation, biological process: regulation of DNA-templated transcription. Bases 1 to 267 code for a protein of 88 amino acids.